AUGAAGGCCUACUACGACAAUGGCUACACCGAGACAGACAAGUCGGACUGGAAGACGGCCCUGGGGGAGCUUGGCAUCUCCCCAAUUCACUCCAAUUCGGCAGCGCCCAUCACGGCUCCCGGUCGUCUCCCGCAGCAGCAUGUGACCCAAUCAAGUACCGCUGCUCAGCGGUCCCCCGCCGAGAGACUAUCGCCUCACCCAAGAGGCGGAAGGGCGGAUUUCGCUCCCCAAGCUGGCCUGGCUGCGGGCGCAAGAAGUCGACAGCCUUUGGCACGGCGAAUUUCUCCCGAAACAGUCGCCCCCGCCCGUAAACCUUCGAGAGCUGCGGCGGGCGAGCUCGUCCAAGAUUCACUGCUCCGCAACGGCAUCAACGACCUUCGGCGCCUGGAGUUUCUCGUCCAAGAUACAGAUGUGCAGUCAAGGGGAGUAAUCCUCGAGACAAUCUUCUACCCCGAUAGCAAGCCCUGGCUGCUCCGCGCAUGUUAUCACCUGGUAACCUACCUGCAAACCAACAAGGGAUUCACCAAGGCGCAGGCUGUUGAGGCCAUUGGAUGA
Gaeumannomyces tritici R3-111a-1 is the source of this 555-nucleotide messenger RNA. RefSeq lists its product as hypothetical. NCBI's taxonomy places the organism in Eukaryota, Fungi, Ascomycota, Sordariomycetes, Magnaporthales, Magnaporthaceae. Bases 1 to 555 code for a protein of 184 amino acids. The transcript is spliced from 3 exons. The record is from RefSeq and is a predicted model, not a curated record.